UGCCUGCUGUUUAUUAAAUAAUCUUUUCUAUCGUUACACAAAGAUAAAGUUUUCGCUUAGAGGUGCUUUGAUAACUAAAAGCGCGUAUAGGAUUGUAUCUAUCUUGUAUAUUGAAGUCUAGAAAUAAUUAUUAUCUACAGUGAUCCGGUAAUUUUAAGUCAUGACUAUUGUAUCAGUGUUUACAACUGGAGUGUUAGCUGUUUUCCAUACGGCCGUCGAAGUAAUAUGGCUUAUUAUAAUGCCGGCAGCGAAUUGAAUGCGACUAGUAGAGCCGAUAUCGUAGACGAGGACGAAAUCGUUGAUGAUCUUUCUAUAGUUCCUUUAGAUAAAGAUAGCUUCGCAAUAUGUGAGUUAUGUGGUCGCAUAGGGCGUCGCAGACACUUUUAUCCGCGCAACAACAAGUUCUGUUCCCUGCGAUGCCACGCAAGUAGGACCAGACGGAAGCAUUGUAGCUGGAGAUUUAAACUCAUGGAGGGUGCCGAGCACAUGGCGGGGCUCAUCCCCCUGGAGCCUCUGCCCCAGCUACAGCAGUGGCAUGCUACACUUAAUGACAUCCAGGCUGGUCCUAUAAAGCAGCCAGCAGCACAAGUUGCCAACAGCUACGAAUGGAAAGAUGAGCUUUUUGGCUGUGACUUCCUCGCAGCGCCAGUCAGUCUAUUCAAACAUGCUCCCCUGCAUGAAAUGUGGGAUAACACCUUCGAAGGAAUGAAAGUGGAAGUCAAAAACACAGAUUGUGAUAGUUAUUCAGAAAAAAUUAAUGACUUUUUCUGGGUUGCUACUGUAUUAAAAGUCAAAGGGUACAUGGGACUCCUGCGUUAUGAAGGAUUUGGAAGUGAUGAUUCAAAAGACUUUUGGGUGAACCUAUGUUGUUCAGAAGUUCAUCCCGUUGGAUGGUGUGCGACUCGGGGUAAGCCACUAAUACCUCCAAGAAGCAUAGAAGAUAAAUACACUGAUUGGAAGAAAUUCCUGGUAAAGCAGUUAACAGGUGCCCGUACAUUACCAGCUAACUUCUACACCAAACUAAAUGACAGUCUUAAGUCGCGGUUCAGUAUUGGCUCCAUAAUGGAAGUUGUGGACAAAAAUAGGAUAUCACAAGUUAAGGUUGCCAGUGUAGUUGAAAUUAUAGGUAAAAGGUUACACGUGAAAUACUACGACAGUUCUCCAGAAGACAAUGGUUUUUGGUGUCAUGAGGACUCUCCACUCAUCCAUCCAGUCGGUUGGGCCUUCAGAGUCGGCCAUCCGCUGGACGCCCCUCAGAGUUACUGUCAGAGAGUCGCUACAGGGCGAUUUUUGCCAAAUGAUAUGACUGCAGAUAUGUUUUACAAGUACCCUACAAAUGAGCCUCCGCUGUUUGUGGAAGGGAUGAAACUUGAAGCUAUUGAUCCUUUGAAUCUGUCAGCUGUAUGUGCUGCUACGGUUAUGCAAAUUUUGAAUGAAGGAUACAUGAUGAUCCGAAUAGACUGCUACCCAGCUGAUGCGUCAGGUGCGGACUGGUUUUGCUAUCAUCAACGAUCACCCUGCAUAUUCCCUGUGGGAUUUGCUCUAGCAAACAAUAUACCACUGGUGCCGCCCGCUGGUUACACGGCAGAAGAGUUUAGCUGGGAGGAAUACCUCUGCGCGUGCGGCGGUCGAGCUGCGACGCGCGCUCUGUUCACCGCUCGCGGCCACCUCGUGUCGCACGGCUUCGUGUGCGGCAUGCGGCUCGAGUGCGCCGACCUCAUGGACCCGCGGCUCGUGUGCGUGGCCACCGUGGCGCGCGUCGUCGCCGACCUGCUCAAGGUCCACUUCGACGGGUGGGGCUCGGAGUACGACCAGUGGCUGUGGGCGCACAGCACGGACAUGUACCCGGUGGGCUGGUGCCGCGCCGUGGCGCACCGGCUGGAGGGCCCCGUGCAGCCGCCGCCGCGCCAGGCGCGCAAGCCGCCGCCCAGGAACCCCCGCCGCCGCCGCCGGCACCACCCACCGAAAACCCAGCCACAACCGCCAAUUAUAACCGAAGACAGCUCCCAAAAUUCCGACAUGGGCGACGCAAAAAGCUUGUCACCCCCCACUAGCGUGUCCGAGAUCUCCGCCGACGUGGAGUCGAGACACGACGACACGGAAUCGAGACCCGACGACAUGGACUCGAGGCCAGAUGAGACUGAGGCGAGACCUGAUGAGGAAUCGAAACCUGACGAGGAAUCGAGACCUGAUGAGGAAUCGAGACCUGAUGAGGAAUCCAGACCUGACGAUAUGGAGUCGAGGCCGGACUCGGAGGCUAGAGCGGACGAGGGCGAGUCGAGACCUGACGAUAAGAUGGACGUGGAAGAGGCGCCUACCGAGACCUCGCAUGAGCGGUUGAGCGAUGAGACGAAUCAAGAGUCUAUGAGCAUACCCACGGACGCGUCGCAGGACUCCAGCGCCAGCGUGCAGUUGGGCCCCGUGUCGCCCGACACGUCCAGCCAGUCCGCCUGCGACAAGCUGAUCCCGCGGCUCGUGGACGCGGCCGUGCCGCGCGACCAGCUGUCCUCCGUGGACCCGGAGAAGUGGACGCCGGCCGACGUGGCCCGCUUCCUCGCCGUCAACGACUGCCAGCCCUACACCGACAACUUCACCAACGUCACCGGCCCCGUGCUCCUCCAGCUCUCCAAAGACGAGAUCAUAGAACUCCUCGAGAUGAAGGUCGGCCCCUCCCUAAAAAUAUUCGACCUCAUCCAGCAGCUCAAAUGCAAAAUUAAACAACCUCAGUGUAGACUAAACUUCAAGUGAGGCGCGGCUUCGAACCGAGGAUUCGGAGGUGACGGAAAACUGUGGCCUUUAAUGCACUCGCGGGAUGCACUUCAAAUAAUCGUGUCUUUACAAGUGUGUCGUGAAAUGGGACCCUAUUUGACGCGUUAUAACGACAGCAGACUGUCAUAUUAUGUCACUUCGCCUUCAUAUAACAAAGAAGUCUGAAUAGGGCCCUCGCUUAGUUUUUUAUUGUCAUAGGCAGUUGCAAAAUGGGAUUAUGGCCUGUGAGGUUUGAGACGCCAUAGGCGGGCCUUUACUAUCCCUCCUGUACGGUUUGCCGCUGAACAGUGUAGAUUCUAAUAUGUAAUCAAAUGUGCUGUCGCAAGUUUUAUUGCAUUAUUUAUAGACCGGGCGAUACCGUCAUAUUUAUUGUAGUCUUUACAUGUCAGAGUUAAUAUUCCGGAGGUUAUUACGGCGAAUUUUAACAUUCAUUAUCGAAAUGAAUGAUAAGCUUUAAGCAGCAGUAAAUUUGCCAGUACCGGCCGCUUUACUUUUAUACUUGUAAACCAUAUUUAUUUUAAACAUAAAUCGGUUAUUUUAACUUUUACCUAUUUGAUACGUGUAAUGAAAAGGGGAUAGCAAUGUUUUUUUGUUAGUUAGCUGAGAUCCGGUCGCCAGUUAACACGCUGACGUCCUUGCUCAUAAGUAUUCUACUAGAAUUUUAUGGUAAACUACCAUUUGUUAGCGCCCGAAAUAUUGUUAACACAAAGUUUUUACAAUUGCCUUGAGAUAUGGUUGGUUGGUGCCCGUGGCGCCCAAACAAGUAGGUUUACCUUUCAUAGACUAGUUAGACCCUUUAUAAGGCAUAACGGUUCAGGAAUUAUGCAAAAUUGAACCCUAUCGCUUUAAAAUAAAGUUCAAAAUCAGAUGGGAAAUAUAUCCCCUCUGCCUUACAAAGGGUUAACGGUGAACGGGAAAAAUUACAUUUCGGCAUUCAGAAUCAUGGUAAAAAAUCAGAAUUACAUCCCCUUAUACGGAUAUUUACAGUCAUCUCUUUAGUUCAUUAAUAUGCAUGUCUAAUUAGUUACUUAAUCAAAUAUAUACAUUAUUAAUAGUGUAUUUAAAUAUGUGAUAAAUCCCAUUUUGCUUAGAAGCAAUAAUAGUUACGGUGCUUAGUGUUAUUCUUAUUAGCUUUGCUAUUUUAGGGGUAGAGGCUUACCUCCUAGGGUAAGUGGGCUGUUUUAGGUGGUGUCUUUAUUUGAACGUAUCUCAGUAAUUGUGUACUAUAGUAAUAUUUUUGUAUGUAGAUUAUGUUUGCCAUAUCAAAAUACUGCCAAUCUACGCAAGGGAUGUUGUAUUAUAUUUUGUGUGUGUCGAAAAUCAUUUAAAGCUGCAUGUCAGAUCUAAAUGCAUACUACAAAAAUAUUUACACAAUAUUACAGUGAAUUAUAUGUACAAGAAUAUUAAAUUGGAAUCACCCCAGUGCCACAGGAGUUUGUCUUGUAUUGAGCAAUAAUUAACUGAUACUGAGCAAUAGUAACUGAUGAUAAGUAUUCAUUAAACAAAGCUGACAUAUUGAUAAAGUAACGAUAUCUAGGUAAUCUAAUCUAAUUACAGAAAAUCGUAUGAGGUACUUUAACAAAUAUGCGCUUUCAUUUAUACCAAUGACUUUCCAUCGUUUUUACAUAAGACAGUAUAGACAAAUACUGCUCAUAUUCAGUUUUAAUAUAUUCUGCUGUGUAGACCUCUAAGGUCUUAUUUUUUUGCCUUAUCGUAAUAUCAUCUAAGAAGUUAAAUACUCAACUCUUAGCUUCUGGUCGUCUCUUGCCAAAGUUUUGUUUAAAUCGCCGUGAUUACUAAAUGUAAAUAAUUCAUGGAUUUUAUAUGUCGUUUACCAGCAUUAUAUUUUGUGUGACUAAAAAUGGGUUUGAACGAUUUUAAUUAUAAAUAAAAGCAUUUAAUA
This is a messenger RNA of Cydia strobilella, 4672 nucleotides long. RefSeq names its product polycomb protein Sfmbt-like. The coding region runs from base 226 to 2748 and encodes 840 amino acids. NCBI's taxonomy places the organism in Eukaryota, Metazoa, Arthropoda, Insecta, Lepidoptera, Tortricidae. Gene Ontology annotation, molecular function: chromatin binding; zinc ion binding. The record is from RefSeq and is a predicted model, not a curated record. Gene Ontology annotation, cellular component: nucleus. Gene Ontology annotation, biological process: negative regulation of DNA-templated transcription. The transcript is spliced from 12 exons.